AUGACUUAGAAUGAGAUAGCUGAUAUUAUUUAGAAGGAUAUUGGAAAUAGAGGUAUCAGAAAUAUUCUCCCAGAUGAUAACUAUUAAGAAUUCCAAUUAGCAGCUAAAAAAUUGGUAGAUUCCUCAAAAGUUGCUAUAUUAUCAGGGUUUGCUUGCAUCAUGGAUAGUGAACCACAUUAUGAGACUGACGGUAUUGCUGGAGCAUUUGCAAUAGCUAAAUGCUUGUUAAAUAUGAACAAAUAAGUUACCUUAUUAUUUGAUGCUCAUUCAGAACCAUAUAUGAAGGAAAUUAUAUAACUUUACCUCCAGGACAUGAACACAUCAUUGAAAGGAAACCUUGAUAGCAUGUUUCUAGAAUGUGGUCAUAAUAAUCUAUCUAGUGAUUCACUACAAAAGCUUUAAAUCAUUUCUGAAACCUUUGAUGCAAUAGUAAGUAUAGAGAGGCCUUCAAUUACUAUUAGUGAAAAGUAUCUUACAAUGAGUGCUUUUGAUAUAUCUCAUCUAAGUUCAGCUUUUGAUAAGCAUCUCUUUCCACUAGUUGGAGAGAAAAAGAAAAAUUCUAAUCAGCAUUUAAUAUCAAUCGGGGAUGGAGGUAAUGAAGUAGGAAUGGGAAAAGUUCAAAAACUUGUAAUUUAACACAUCAAUAAUGGAGAAAAAAUUGCAGCUAACACUUAUUGCGAUAAUUUGAUAGUCAGUGAUACUAGCAAUUUCGGUGGAUAUGCUCUAGUUUACUUUGUUAUUUUAGGACUAGUUAAAAUGAAGCUUGAUUCAUCAUAGCACAAAUAAUUGAUUAGUCUAUUUCCUUAAUUCAUGUAGCCAUUAGUUAAAGAUAUAGCUUUAGUAAAGGACUUCAAGGAUCUCAUGCUAACUUAGAUUGGAGUAAUGGUUUCAAAUGAAAAAGCUUGUGCAAGAUUGCUUGAGAAAUACGGAAUUAAAGAUGGAAUUACAAAAUAAGUUGGAACAACUGUAGAUGGCAUAAGUUUUGAUGAUUAAGCAGUAAUAAUAUUUGAGAUGCAAAAGGUACUUGACAAUUUAUUUGCUGAUUGA
This is a messenger RNA of Stylonychia lemnae, 1047 nucleotides long. The record is from the annotation of a GenBank genome assembly. Lineage: Eukaryota; Ciliophora; Spirotrichea; Sporadotrichida; Oxytrichidae.